Messenger RNA from Thunnus maccoyii (southern bluefin tuna), 3956 nucleotides. RefSeq names its product protein phosphatase PTC7 homolog. Lineage: Eukaryota; Metazoa; Chordata; Actinopteri; Scombriformes; Scombridae. The transcript has 6 exons. The record is from RefSeq and is a predicted model, not a curated record. The coding region runs from base 342 to 1235 and encodes 297 amino acids.
UAAACCGUUAAACGCCCCGUAUGUACUUCCAGCUUUCUGUCCGAUACAGAGAGGAAACAUGUCGGGAAGCCGUGAGCCCAGCGGAGGAACCGCGUUCAUGAAACCCACAGCUGGAACAUAGACGGACGUUAUAUUGUCAAGACGUUGGCGUUUUAUUCGAGUUUAGAGCAACGUCUGGAGUUACGUUACUAUUUCACGGAAGCGGGGUUGAAUGGACGGGUAGAAACUAGUCAGCCGGGGGCUUGAAGAAGAAGUAGCCGAGUAGGCAGGCACCCGGGUCGGGUAAAGAGGGAGAGAGAGACGGGGGCUUAAAUCAAGACGGGGCUGGUCCUUGCUGGGGGAUGUUAUCCGUACUGUCUUAUGGCAGACUGGUAGCCAGGGCUGUCCUGGGCGGACUCUCUCAGACGGACGGUCGUGACUACAGCCUGGUCUCCGCCAGUUAUGGCUUCGGGAAAGAUUUUCGCAAGGGGAUCCUGAAGAAAGGGAUGUGCUACGGGGACGAUGCUUGCUUCAUAGCGCGGCACAGGAGCGCGGAUGUACUGGGUGUAGCAGAUGGCGUAGGCGGCUGGCGUGACUAUGGCGUUGACCCGUCUCAGUUCUCCGCCACCUUGAUGAGAACGUGUGAGCGACUGGUGAAGGAGGGACGCUUCACUCCCAGUAAUCCAGUGGGAAUCCUGACCACUGGCUACUAUGAGCUCUUACAGAACAAAGUUCCCCUGCUAGGGAGCAGCACAGCCUGUAUUGUGGUUCUGGAUCGACGGAGUCACCAGUUACACACGUGUAACCUUGGUGACUCGGGCUUCCUGGUGGUUCGGGGAGGAGAGGUGGUUCAUCGCUCAGACGAGCAACAGCAUUAUUUCAACACACCCUUCCAGCUGUCCAUUGCUCCACCAGGAGCUGAAGGGGUGGUGCUCAGUGACAGUCCUGAAGCAGCUGACAGCUCCUCCUUUGACGUGCAGCUUGGUGACAUCAUCCUGACUGCAACCGACGGCCUCUUUGACAACAUGCCGGACUACAUGAUUCUUCAGGAGCUCAAAAAACUCAAGACUACCAACUAUGACAGCAUCCUGCAGACUGCACAGAGCAUUGCAAAGCAAGCUCACGACCUUGCCUAUGAUCCCAACUAUAUGUCCCCUUUUGCACAGUUUGCCUGUGACAAUGGCCUGAAUGUAAGAGGAGGGAAGCCAGACGAUAUCACGGUGCUGCUGUCCAUUGUGGCUGAAUAUACAGACUAAAAAAAGCAUGUGUGAGAGAGUGUGUGUGUGUGCGCUUCUCUGGGGCUGAUCCUUCCUUUCCGUCUGCCUGAGUCUUCCACCUGCAGUCCUCCCGAAAUGCACUGCGUCCUGUGGGCUGACAGGGGAAGCCCACCAACACGACACACACUCCUCACUGCCGGGGCCUGGCGUUCACCCGUGUACAUUUUGUUUUCUUCCUCUUGUUUUUGUUUUGGUGCUUGAACGGUUGAGGGGAAGCAGGCAGCUAGGACAUUCUUUCAUGUUGAUCAUGACGCAGGAGGAGAUGAGUACAGCGGGCUGGGGGAAUGCCUUUCAGUCUCCCAUGUCUCAUUGCGUGGCAUCAACGCUUCUUAGGAGGUGUGACUAAGAGACGGUUUGGUUUGACUGAACAUGAAUGAGGCUGAGGGCCUUUAAAAUCUGGUUUCUCUCGUGUAUAAAAAGGUAGUAUUGUAAGAGGAGUAAGCCAUGGUUUGGGAUUCUCUUGAGCGUAGUGAUAGUUGACUAUUGAACCCGGCUAUCUGUCUCUGUUGUUCCACUUGUUAAUCUGUAUCAUGUUGUAAAAGUGUUUUGAAGAAAGCAUAUAAACGGGCUGAGGAAACUGAUGUGAGGAAUAGACGUGUGUUAUUGGAGAAAGAGAUGUAAGAGUUGGAUUCGGGAAUGUGAACGAUGGAAGAACUAACUGGUAAUAGAGAAACACUUAUUAGAGCCAACAUGUGAAGGUUAAUCAGGUUUUGUCUCUUGGCUGAGGGAUCUGUCUGUGCACACAUCCAGAUAAGUUGUAAAUAUAUUUGUUUUCUAGGUCUACGUCCUGGCCUUUUUCUGUUGUCUUUGCUUUGGUUGUUUAAAGCAAAGAAAUAUAACGUUAACUAUCGCAGAAGAUGUACACAUGCAUUCAUAAAUAUAUUUUCUUGUAUAGAUGUCAAUCUUGAAGUGAGCUUUAUCAAUCCCACACUUCCACUCGCUGAAACGAACAAGACAUUUGCUGAAGAUAGACGGCCGCAGCAGUUGUGUGGUAGGAAAGACAUUAAAAAAAAAAAUGUGUGCGUGUGUGAGUUGUAUACAUGUGAGAAGUCGUAAUUUGAACAUGUGUUGUAUUUAAUGUUAAUAUUUGUUAUCUCACAAAGCUAAAGCUAGCAUCUGGUAAUGCUUACAAUUUGCAAUGAUAGGUCAGGUGUGAAUUUAAAGGAAGAGAUGUAUUUUUUUAACGUUACUUGGUUUUAAAGGUGAAGUUUGAAGUGUCUGCUGACAUGAAAUGUGUGUGAUGGAUGACAAAAAGAUCCAGCUAUCUUAACAAGAAUCAGGUGUGUGUGCGUGUGUGUGUCAGAUUUAUUUUUAUCUGUCUCUCAGUUCCUUAUUUCCCCUUUACAUUUGUUUGCUGCUUCUCUUUUGUAAUGUGUGUGUGUGUGUGUGUGUGUGUGUAUGACUUGACAUGAUUUAUAUGAACAUGGUCACCAUGAUUGUAAAAGGGUGCAUGUAAAUGUGUGUGCUGGAUUUAAUCAAACGACAUUAAUCAAAGACAUUGAUAAUACUGUUCUGCUCAAGAUAGUGUCUAACAUCUCGCUCCAGUGGUUCAGAAAGUGUCUUUACAGUUUAAAAGCAGGUGCACCAAAGACACAUUUUCUUUGUGUAUGUCAUUAUACUUUUUUUUGUCACAAACAUCAUGCAGCAAUACUGUAAAUUCCUCGUGCUCUGAAUCUUUGUGUGAUAGCAGGAAGUGUGUGUGGAAAUGUUCAGAAGAACAUUAAAAUGUUGGGGGGGGUUUUGCCUAUAGUUGUUUGAUCAGAACAAAAGUUGUGAUGUAUGUGACUGGUUAUCUGUAACAAAAGUAUAAGACAGGUUUAUGAAACCAAAGAAGGAAAGCCAUAUAUAAAUACAUGAUUAGGGCACUGCUUUGUAAGCCCUGAUGUAAACAUAACAUUGUGUUGGUGGAGACCAAUAUUGUCACUUUGUUGUUCAUCUAACAAUCAUGGUAGAAAUUGUACGACUGUUGCCAUAAUUGAAUCCACUAGUCCUGCAUGUUUCUUUUAUUAGAAAGCAGGAUGCUACAAACAAUUCAUAUGUGAUGGCAGGAGUACAACGCUUGAAAAAGUUUGUCUCCUGCAACGACCACGUUUUGCAUUAAUUCAAAUUUUACGACAUGGAUGAGACCAUUAUUUGGGUAUUACCUGUCCUGUCUGUACUGUCUUUUUUUGCAUGAUUUCUGUCUUAUCUAUUGGCGAUCUUACAAAGUUAACUUCACACAGUUGUAGUCUGUUUCUGUUUAUGAAUGGUUUGUGUAUAAAGGCUCUGAGCUUGUAUUUACUUCAAAGAUAGCCCUAUAUUUGACAGAAAGAUGUAACUCAUAUGCAGGAGGAGGGGGGUGGUGAGAUAGGUAAUGGUGCUGUGAACUUACAGUGUGGGGGUGGAGCACAGUUUCAGCCUUAACAAAUAGAUAGACCUGUAAUCAAGAGGCCUUUCCUGUCAUUGCAAGCUUGUCUCGUCCAUGUUGCCCAGUGUUUGAUGUAAACCAAGUCUGCCCCCAUCUUUCUCUCCUGUAAAGCAUUUCUCAAAGGUGCUUCUGCAGUCUGUAUGGUAUGAUUGUCCUAUUUCCAGCAAGCGAUGUUUGUGCGUGUGAAAGAUACACCUAUGUCUACAGUGUAACAAUGCAGGUCUAAUUUAUGUAAAUAUGUUUUAAAAUAUGUACAAUAUUUAAAUAAAGAAUCUAGUAUUUAUACAAAAUCA